AUGCCACCGAUUCCACCGAACAGAGGCGAGAACCUGGUGCGGCCUCGAGUGAUAUGCUAUUACCAGACGUACUUCCCCCACAAUGGAACCAACUACGUCUCUAUGCUCCCGCUGUGCACCAACUUCAGCGGCGUAUCGCAUGUAAUUCUGGCCGCGUUCCACAUCAACGAGGACGCAGAGAGCAUCACCCUGAACGAUGACUCUCCCGAUGACCCUCGCUACGAGCCUCUCUGGGAAGAAGUGUGUGUGCUGCAGGCUGCGGGCGUCAAAGUCAUGGGGAUGCUGGGAGGCGCCGCGAAGGGGAGCUUCCGGAGGCUGGACGGAAAUAUAGAGGACUACGAGCGAUACUACAUCCCCCUUCGUAACAUGAUCAGAGCCCACGGACUUGAUGGCCUCGACCUGGACGUUGAGGAGGACAUGUCUCUCGAGGGGAUCGUUCGACUUAUCGACAGUCUCAAGUCAGAUUUCGGAGACGACUUUAUCAUCACUCUUGCGCCUGUUGCGACGGCUUUGGUACGGGGUCUACGCCAUCUGUCUGGCUUCAGCUACUUUGCGCUGGAAGAACAGAGAGGAUCGAAGAUAUCUUGGUACCACGCUCAGUUUUACAACGGCUGGGGAGGGAUUGCGGAUACGGCCAUGUACGAUACGAUCAUAGCGAAUGGAUGGAGGCCCGAGAAGGUCGUUACGGGGGUCCUGUCGAAUCCAGACGAUGGGACACAGGGCUACGUUCCCUUGGAGACACUGGGCGUUGUUCUCGCGGUGCUGCUCCAGAGGUACCCUUCAUUCGGGGGGGUGUCCGGCUGGGAAUACUUCAACGCUCUUCCCGGAGGCGAGAGUCAGCCAUGGAAAUGGGCAGCCAUCAUGUCCUUGAUCUUGGGAAUGAAAUCUCUCUCCGACGUCGCGCUGGUUGGAGCAUUCUUGCAGACAGCCUUGACUGGCCGCCGGGGUACUUGA
This is a messenger RNA of Microsporum canis CBS 113480, 954 nucleotides long. RefSeq names its product chitinase 3. The record is from RefSeq and is a predicted model, not a curated record. NCBI's taxonomy places the organism in Eukaryota, Fungi, Ascomycota, Eurotiomycetes, Onygenales, Arthrodermataceae. Gene Ontology annotation, biological process: carbohydrate metabolic process. Gene Ontology annotation, molecular function: chitinase activity. The coding region runs from base 1 to 954 and encodes 317 amino acids. Gene Ontology annotation, cellular component: extracellular region. The transcript has a single exon.